This is a messenger RNA of Acanthamoeba castellanii str. Neff, 690 nucleotides long. Its product is annotated as micropain, putative. The coding region runs from base 1 to 690 and encodes 229 amino acids. The record is from RefSeq and is a predicted model, not a curated record. Gene Ontology annotation, biological process: ubiquitin-dependent protein catabolic process. NCBI's taxonomy places the organism in Eukaryota, Discosea, Longamoebia, Acanthamoebidae. The transcript has 4 exons. Gene Ontology annotation, cellular component: proteasome core complex; proteasome core complex, alpha-subunit complex.
AUGGACUCCCGCUACUCCUUCUCGCUCACCACCUUCAGCCCUUCUGGCAAGCUAGUGCAGAUCGAAUACGCGCUCAACGCCGUGAACGCUGCCAAGGAUGGCGUGGUGAUGGCCACCGAGAAGAAGCUGCCUCCUCUCAUGGAUGACACUUCGAUCCAGAAGAUUAGCCUCCUCACGGACAACAUCGGCGUCGUCUACGCUGGAAUGGGACCUGAUUCGCGUGUGCUCGUGCGCAAGGGACGCAAGAUUGCCCAGCAGUACUUCAGGACCUAUCACGCUCCCAUCCCUGUGAAUCAGCUCGUGCGAGAGCUCGCUGCUAUCAUGCAGGAGUUCACUCAAUCUGGUGGUGUGCGACCCUUCGGUGUCUCCCUCCUUAUCGCCGGCUAUGACGAAGUUGCUGGUGCUCAGCUGUACCAGGUGGAUCCUUCGGGUUCGUAUUGGGCGUGGAAGGCCUCGGCCAUCGGCAAGGGCAUGGUUAACGCCAGGACCUUUUUGGAGAAGCGCUACAAGGAAGAUGUGGGUCUCGAAGAUGCCGUCCACACGGCCAUUCUGACGCUCAAGGAGGGAUUCGAGGGUGAGAUGACGGAGAACAACAUCGAGCUGAGCGUGGUGCAGGUGAUCGAAGGCAAGCCCGUCUUCAGAGUGCUCACGCCCGCCGAAGUCAAGGACUACCUCGGCGAAGUACAGUAA